UUCUUACUCUUUAAUUAGAUUUCUGAUAUUAAAUCUUGAAAUUUUUUUACUAAACUUUUUUACAAUUCUUUCACGCUUGCAUUAUUCAAUGUGCAUUCAGUCGAUAUGCACGUUUUGAGCGAUUGUCGCAUCAUGAAAUGUUUAGGAAUCUAACUCGAUUUUAUACGCUUACCUUUUUCGACAAAAUUCCAGACACGUUCGCGACUCUUCAUAGUGAUAAAAAUUUGUCGCUUAGACUUGUCACUGAGAACCAACCGUUCUCCGAUUUGCGAUAUUGUUAUGCGUGUUUAAUAAUGCACUCGUGAAUUCUUCUGAUAAUGGCGAAACAUGACACACGAAUGUAGGCACUCUUUCGUUGUCGGCACCACGUCGCUUGUUGAAAAAAACAUAACGAUGCAUCGAUCGUCUUAUUUUUUAUCUUUCUGUCAUUGUGUCAUCCAAUGAUUGCCGAAGCCGAAGAGAAUAAAAGACAUUCGCUGCAGAAGAUUCAAUUAAAUAUAAACGUCAUUUUUCGAUUAUUUUAUAUUAUUCUUUGGCACUUUUGCUUCUCGACAUGGUUUCUCAAGUUUUCAAUACAGAUCUUAAUAUAAAUGCAUUACCUGAUAGAUGCGCGUGUAAAUCGAACGGCAUAGACUAUUAUAAAAUAUUAUCGUUGAAAAGAAACUGCAACGAUACGGAAAUCAAAGAGGCGUAUGGACGAUGCGCUGUACGGUACAAUCCCACACAGCAAAAGAACGGAGGUGCCGAGGCGAUUUUCGCCUUAGCAGCUGAGGCGUACGACGUGCUUUCAGAUCCUCUUAGAAGAACCGUGUAUGAUCAAUACGGUGAAGAGGGUCUUAAAAAUGGUGUGCUGCGACCAGAAGGGUUUGAGAAACCUUACGUUUAUCACGGGGAACCGAUGCGAACUUUUAGGGAAUUUUUUGCGGUUCAAAAUCCGUACAAUGAUCUCUUGAAUAUUCUAACGGAGUCCCAACCUCUAUUAGACUUUCCCGAAGGUCGAGGUAUUAAACGAAAAGAAGAACCCUUGAUCAAAACUUUGUUUCUAACUCUAUCAGAGAUAUUUUUUGGUGGAAUAAAAAAAAUGAAAAUUCAAAAACUAGUCUUAGACGGUCAUGAUAAGUCGACAACGGUACCGAUGGAAAAAAUCUUGACGAUACCUAUUAAACCAGGGAUCCCGUCGGGUACUAGAAUAGUAUUUCCAGAAGAAGGUGAUCAGGGACCCACAAAGAUACCCGCGGAUGUUAUCUUCGUCACGGAGGAUCGGCCUCACGAAACGUUCCGGCGAGAGGGCUCGGACUUGCACACGACGGUCGAUAUCUUUCUAAGGGAAGCGCUGACCGGAACGGUGAUCACGCUUAACACCGUCGACGACAGAACUCUUCGGAUUCCGAUAACAUCGAUCGUUGCACAGGAUUACAUCAAACGUGUAUCAGGCGAAGGUAUGCCCUUCCCAGCAAAUCCGAAGCAAAGGGGCGAUCUGAUACUGAAAUUUAAUAUCGAGUUUCCGAUUUAUUUACCGUUAUUCAGCAAGAACCACAUCAACAAAGCCUUUGAAAUGUCUCGUACGAUCGAGAAUGCCGAGUAUAUUCAUCAUCUUAUAUUGGCCAACAAGAUGCGUAGAAAUGUCGACGAUAACAUUCCAUUACGACGAGAUCCGAAAGAUGAAGCGGAUCAAUUAAAAUUCAUAUGUGAAACGUGAAUUUGAACAUGUCUU
Molecule: messenger RNA, 1714 nt
Organism: Nylanderia fulva
Lineage: Eukaryota; Metazoa; Arthropoda; Insecta; Hymenoptera; Formicidae
Source: RefSeq, a predicted model, not a curated record